This is a messenger RNA of Hyla sarda, 8257 nucleotides long. It is a transcript of the gene KIF1A, whose product is annotated as kinesin family member 1A. NCBI's taxonomy places the organism in Eukaryota, Metazoa, Chordata, Amphibia, Anura, Hylidae. The record is from RefSeq and is a predicted model, not a curated record. Gene Ontology annotation, molecular function: microtubule binding; ATP binding; microtubule motor activity. The transcript is spliced from 50 exons. The coding region runs from base 250 to 5655 and encodes 1801 amino acids. Gene Ontology annotation, biological process: microtubule-based movement.
UCUCUAUGCAUUCCAGCUUCAGCAGCCUGACCAUCCCUCCUCCCCCACAACACAGCUUCAACCAACCAGCAGGGACUGGCAGGGCAGGGACCCGGAGGGACAAACAGGAGGCAGAGGACAGCCGCACACACACAUACACACUGGGAGCUGUGACACAGCAGUAGAGCAUUCCCACUAGCUGUCAGUCCAGGGAAGCCUGUCUGAUGUUCUACCGCAGAGGGAAGCAGUGACAAGGAAGACAGCCAGGAAAUGGCGGGAGCAUCAGUGAAGGUCGCAGUCAGAGUGAGGCCAUUCAACUCACGUGAAAUUGGAAAAGAUUCAAAAUGCAUCAUCCAGAUGUCUGGAAACACAACCACAAUUGUCAACCCGAAACAGCCAAAAGAAACCCCAAAAAGCUUCAGUUUCGACUAUUCCUACUGGUCCCAUACCUCGGAUGAAGACAGCCAGUAUGCUGGACAACAACAAGUCUACCGUGACAUUGGGGAGGAGAUGUUGCUCCAUGCCUUUGAAGGCUACAAUGUCUGCAUUUUCGCUUACGGACAGACUGGAGCUGGUAAAUCUUAUACCAUGAUGGGCAGACAGGAGCCAAAGCAACAAGGAAUUAUACCCCAGCUCUGUGAAGAUCUCUUCUCCCGGAUCAGUGACACGACAAAUGACAACAUGUCUUACUCUGUGGAGGUCAGUUAUAUGGAGAUUUACUGUGAGCGUGUCAGAGACCUGCUAAAUCCAAAGAAUAAGGGGAAUCUUCGUGUUCGUGAACACCCUCUUCUGGGACCUUAUGUGGAAGACUUGUCAAAGCUGGCUGUGACCUCCUACCAAGACAUUCAAGAUCUAAUGGACUCUGGCAACAAAGCCAGAACUGUUGCAGCCACAAACAUGAAUGAGACAAGCAGUCGCUCCCAUGCUGUGUUUAACAUAAUCUUCACCCAACGUAGACACGAUGCUGACUCCGAGAACAGCACAGAGAAGGUUAGCAAAAUUAGCCUUGUGGACCUUGCAGGAAGUGAAAGAGCCGAUUCCACCGGAGCCAAAGGAACAAGAUUAAAAGAAGGAGCAAACAUCAAUAAGUCCCUCACGACCUUGGGGAAAGUGAUUUCUGCACUUGCUGAAAUGGACUCUGGAACCAAUAAGAACAAGAAAAAGAAGAAGACAGAUUUCAUUCCAUAUCGAGAUUCUGUACUCACAUGGCUACUAAGAGAAAAUUUAGGUGGAAAUUCUCGCACUGCUAUGGUUGCAGCUCUGAGUCCUGCAGAUAUAAACUAUGAUGAAACCCUAAGCACCCUGCGAUAUGCUGACCGUGCCAAACAGAUCCGGUGCAAUGCUGUUAUCAAUGAAGAUCCAAAUAACCGUCUGAUCCGUGAACUUAAGGAUGAGGUGGCACGUCUGAGAGAGCUGCUGGGAGCCCAGGGACUGUCUGACAUUAUUGACAAUGUGUGUCCUGUGGAUAACGCCAAUGUCCUACACACGCGUCAUGCUCCUGACAAUCUCUUCACAGCGGUGAAUGCCCUUACGGGUAUGAGUCCUUCAUCCUCUAUGUCUGGUUUGUCGAGUCGAGCUGCAUCUGUCUGCAGCCUACAUGAGCGUCUUGCAUUCACACCUGGAAGUGAAGAGGCUAUCGAGAGGCUUAAGGAAACAGAGAAAAUUAUUGCUGAGCUCAAUGAAACAUGGGAGGAGAAAUUACGGCGCACUGAGGCUAUCCGUAUGGACAGAGAGGCUUUAUUGGCAGAGAUGGGGGUGGCCAUGAGAGAAGAUGGAGGAACGCUUGGAGUAUUUUCACCUAAAAAGACUCCCCACCUCGUCAAUCUCAAUGAGGAUCCUCUAAUGUCUGAGUGUCUUUUAUAUUACAUCAAAGAUGGCAUUACAAGAGUUGGACGUGAGGAUGUGGAGAGGAGACAGGACAUUGUCCUCAGCGGACAUUUCAUCCGUGAUGAGCACUGUAUUUUCCAGAGUGAUGUCAUGUCCUGUGGGUCAGUUAUAGUGACACUGGAGCCUUGUGAAGGGGCUGACACAUAUGUAAAUGGGAAGAAAGUGACAGAGCUGUGUGUGCUGAGAUCUGGUAAUCGAAUCAUUAUGGGGAAGAGUCAUGUGUUUCGUUUCAACCAUCCUGAACAAGCCCGCCAGGAGAGGGAACGUACUCCAUGUGCAGAGACUCCCGUAGAACCUGUGGAUUGGGCAUUUGCUCAACGGGAGUUACUUGAAAAGCAAGGUAUCGACAUGAAGGUGGAGAUGGAGCAAAGACUUCAGGAGCUGGAAGAUCAGUACAGAAAAGAACGUGAGGAAGCAAAUUACCUUCUGGAGCAGCAGAGACUGGAUUAUGAAAGUCGUCUGGAAGCACUGCAAAGACAGAUGGAUUCUAGAUAUUUUGCUGAGGUCAAUGAAGAGGAGGAAGAACCUGAGGACGAUGUUCAGUGGACAGAUCAGGAGUAUGAUCUGGCUCUGUGGGCUUUUCGAAAGUGGAAAUGGUACCAAUUCACGUCACUGCGUGACCAGCUCUGGGGCAAUGCCAUCUUCCUGAAGGAAGCAAAUGCAAUCAGCGUGGAACUAAAGAAGAAGGUACAGUUCCAGUUUGUGCUGCUGACUGAUACACUGUAUUCGCCACUUCCACCCGACCUGUUGCCUCCUGAUGCCCACUCAGAACGUGAGAAACGUCCCUUCCCAAGAACCAUUGUGGCUGUGGAAGUUCAAGACCAGAAGAAUGGUGCAACUCACUACUGGACCCUGGAAAAACUUAGGCAACGCUUGGACAUGAUGCGUGAGAUGUAUGACCGUGCAGCUGAGCUUCCAUCUGGACUGACUGAAGACUGUGAUAAUGUAGUAACUGGAGGAGAUCCAUUCUAUGAUCGGUUCCCUUGGUUCCGUUUAGUGGGAAGCUCUCCCUUAUUCACCACAUGCAUGAGCGACAGCAUGGCCGAAUUAACCCCCUCCCCCACCCUCUCAAGCCCUGGCUCCGAGGGCCCUGAUUCAGCCUCUCAACUUGAAGAGGAGGAGGGUUUGGAGUAUGAGGAGGAAGAGGAAGACGGAUCCCAGAAGCAUCCCUGCUGUGCUGUCAGAUCCGACCCGUUUCAUGACCGCUCCCCUCUGUUCAGUGUAGUGGGAAGGGCUUUUGUCUACCUGAGCAACUUGCUUUACUCUGUGCCUCUGGUUCACCGAGUCGCUAUUGUCAGUGAAAAAGGAGAGGUGAAAGGAUUCCUUCGUGUUGCUGUCCAGGCCAUUUCCGCGGAUGAAGAAGCUCCUGACUAUGGUUCUGGAGUUCGGCAAUCUGGAACAGCCAAAAUCUCCUUCGAUGAUCAACAUUUUCAAAAGUUCCAGGCAGAGUCCUGUGCAGGAAUGACCCGCUCAGGCACAUCUCAAGAGGAGUUGCGAAUAGUUGAAGGGGGACAAGGCCAAAACCCAGAUUCUGGGCCAAGUGCAGAUGAGGUCAACAACAAUACUUGUGCAGCUUCUCAGCAGGCUGCUCUCCUUGACAGUCCUAUAAAGGCUUCCCUAGAUUUCACCGAAGGAGGUGGUCACCCACUAAAAUUGGGCACCAUGUUUACAUUCAGAGUGACCGUCCUGCAAGCAUCUAGCAUCCCUCCGGAAUAUGCGGACAUAUUUUGCCAGUUCAACUUUAUCCACCGCCAUGAUGAAGCAUUUUCUACUGAACCCUUAAAAAACACUGGUCGUGGACCACCCCUUGGUUUCUACCAUGUUCAAAAUAUUGCAGUGGAGGUUACACAGUCCUUUGUGGAAUAUGUGAAGACACAGCCAAUUGUAUUUGAGGUGUUUGGACAUUACCAGCAACACCCAUUCCCUCCAUUGUGCAAGGAUGUACUGAGCCCCCUACGUUCCUGCAGACGUCUUGUUCCUAAAGUCAUGCCACUGUCCAAACCAGUUCCAGCCACUAAGUUAACAAGACAGCGUGUUCCUAGUACUGGUCAGUGUCAUUGCAAGUAUGACUUAAUGGCGUUCUUCCAAAUCUGUGAACUGGAAGCAAAUGGAGACUAUAUUCCUGUGGCAGUUGAUCAUGGAGCUGGUUUACCCUGUCAUGGCACCUUCCUUCUCCAUCAGGGCAUUCAAAGACGCAUUUCUGUGACUCUUGUUCAUGAAGCAGGAGCUGAGCUGAAAUGGCUAGAGGUGCGGGAACUAGUUGUUGGAAGGAUCCGUAAUACUCCAGAAGCUGAUGAGUCUCUAAUUGACCCCAACAUCUUGUCCUUAAAUAUUCUAUCCGCAGGCUAUCGUCCCCCAGAAGGGGGUGACAGGCAGUUUCUUGAUUCUGACACACCUAGCAGCCAAUCCGUGCGGGGCACCAGGACAUUCUAUCACUUUGAAGUAGCAUGGGACAGUUCUAUGCACAACUCCCUUCUGCUUAACCGUGUCACUCCAUACAGAGAAAAGAUCUACAUGACACUGUCUGCUUAUGUAGAGAUGGAGAACUGUACACAGCCUGCUGUCAUCACUAAAGACUUCUGCAUGGUCUUUUAUUCUCGGGAUGCAAAACUGCCUGCAUGUCGUUCCAUUCGAAACCUGUUUGGUACAGGCAGUCUCCGUGCCUCUGAGAGUAACCGUGUGACUGGAGUAUAUGAACUAAGUCUUUGCCGGGUUGCAGAAAACAGCAGUCCAGGGAUGCAGAGAAGACGCAGACGUGUGCUAGAUACUUCUGUGGCAUAUGUGCGGGGUGAAGAGAACCUUGCAGGUUGGAGGCCACGGAGUGACAGCUUAAUCCUUGAUCAUCAGUGGGAACUGGAGAAGCUCAGCCUACUUCAGGAGGUUGAGAGGACUCGACAUUACCUAUUGCUACGUGAGAAACUGGAAGCCACACUCAGGGGAGCAACAGACACUCUUACUCCUUCGCCUACAGAUGAGAUGCUUCCACUCAGUCCCACAUGUCAGCUGGCACAGCUCCAAGAGGAAGGCUCCCCAAAUAUGGAGGAAAAUCCUCUGGAGAUGGCUAGUGAAAGACAAAAAGAGCUGGCUGCCAAGUGUCUUCGUCUCCUCACCCAUACCUUCAACAGAGAAUACACUUAUAGUCAUGUGUGUGUGAGUGCAAGUGAAAGCAAGCUGUCUGAGAUGUCAGUAACGCUCCUACGUGACUCCUCUCUUCCUGGCCUUGGGGUCUCAACCCUUACACCUUCUAGUACCUGCCCCUCCCUGGUAGAAGGACGAUACUGCAGCCCAGAGACCAGCCCCCAGCCUCUCCCCCGUGCAUUUAGCCCAGAGAGGGAUCCUCCAAGCCCUUCAGGGGAGCUGCAAAAGUCUCCUAGUGAUGGAAUCAAGAUCCCUCUUAGACUGUUUAAUCCUGACAUACAAGAGAUACGGGUCAGCCCUAUUGUCUCUAAGAAGGGGUACCUGCACUUUCUUGAACCCCAUACAGGGGGCUGGGUUAAGAGGUACGUUGUGGUUAGACGUCCAUAUGUCUACAUCUAUAACAAUGAUCGGGAUCCAGUGGAGAGAGCCAUCCUUAACCUCUCACAGGCCCAAGUGGAGUACAGUGAGGAUCAACAGGCCAUGCUGAAGACUCCCAAUACUUUUGCUGUAUGCACACAACACCGUGGCAUUCUGCUGCAGGCCAGCAAUGAUAAGGACAUGCACGACUGGCUCUACGCCUUCAACCCUCUUCUGGCUGGCUCCAUUCGGUCCAAACUGUCUCGACGCAGAACAGCCCAAAUGAGAAUUUAAUGGAAUACCCGCUCUCUAUUUUUAUCAACUUGUUAAACCAUGAAUUCAUUCUCCCCAUACCUGCACAUUACAAAACCCCUAUCCUCUGUACCCCACACUCAUUUCUGCUCCCACUGAUGAUCUGCACUUUUUUCAUUGCCUAGGGAAGUAUCUUCAGACUGUCCAGAUGUUAAUGAAAAUAGCUAUAGUCAUCCUAAGAUUUAUACCUUAACAACAUCUGGGGAGUCUCAUGGUGCCCCCACCUGGUUUAGGGAAACCCGAUGUGCUGCACUCUUUACUGCCUAUUUUCCCUAUCUUUCCUAACUAUACCAUGGGCAGGGAGCAUAUUGGUUUGGUGUCUAUAUUCAUGAAGAUCUUAGAUGGCUUUAGCAAUGUUUGUCUGGUUUCAAUAGUCAUAAUUUGUAAACACGUUUCAAUGUAGUGACCAGAAUAACAGAUAAAGAAAGAGCAAGAUGGGGAAAAAAUAUGAAGCAGAAUUCAUGUUAUGGGUUGGCAUUUAGGACACCUUACUUAUAAGAGAAUUAUGUGCCCUCUGUACCAAUGCCUAACCAACACCCAUCAUCCCUUACACAAUGCGAAGGUGGGUAAAUUCUAGUCUAAAUACUCAUCAGUCUAUGGCUUCUGAAUUCUGAGACAUCACAUUGAGGAUUUAGGGGGGCUUCAAAGUUCUUUAUUGAUAAAUGUUGAUAAGCUUCUUACUUAGGAUGCACAUUAGGGUGUUUAUGGCUGCCCAUUGCAUUGUAUAUUCUUCUCUCUUUGUAAGAUCACGCUCAACACAAAAGCUACUCAUCCUCACGCUCCUACACUUCUUGAAGCAUAGUAUGUCGCAGCAUCUUAGAUUUUUAAGUGGAUAUAUAAGGCAGCAAGCUUACAGGGUUAACAAAUAAAUCCCGUAAAACAUAAGAAGGCACAAGAACUAGAACAUUUAGAAUUUUGUCUCCAUAAAAUGAAAUUAUACUAGGACUUGCUGGCUAGCAUAAUACAAAACUAUCUUGUGCUAGAGCAAAAUUAUGCUUUAGCUAUAUGUAUGUGUUUAUCUGAGCAUUUAUACUUAGUAUUAAUCGAGGGGUUAUUUUAAAAGAUAUUAUCCUUUUCUUCAAAAAUCAUUAAGCGUCAUUAUGCUCUUGGAUUCUGUUGUAAAUUGUCAGUAGCCGAAUAUCUCAUGGUGAUAUUCAUGUAUGAAUAUGUCAGUAAUUCUCAUAAGGAUUACCACUACCUAAAUUUACAAAGUCAUUUAUAUCAGAUAAUUGUAUUUCCAGUUAUGCCUCCAUUAUAAGAGUCAAUGGAUUUUUAAGUUUAAUCUCAUGAUGAUGAUCCAGAAAACAAAAGGCACCAAUAUCUUACGGCAAUCCAAAGAUAGGCCAUGCACUUAUAAACCAAAGAAGGGUAAAGUUAUUUACAAUGGUUUCUUUAUUCUUAUGCACUUUAAGUAUAAAUCCCAUAAGAACCAGUGUAUAGGACUCUACUUUCUUACCCCCAUUGCCUUCUCAUAUAUAAUAACUGACAGUAUGAAAAAGCAGCAAAAAGAACUCAAGGUAUAUAACAAACAAAUAAAUGUAAAGAACCAGCUAUAAGCAAGUAUAGUAUGGUUAAUGGGUGGAUGAUUGUGAACCACUCUUGUUUGGAUGUUAGCUCUGUUAUAUGUCAUGCUUGGAAUUCCAUUGCACCAGCUAAGAGGACUUGAUAUUGUCUCAGGGUCAACCAGCCUUAGAGACUACUAAGUCAUAUCAUCUUUCACAUGGACAAAUGUAUAUCUUAGGCCAGAAAACCUACAGAGGAUACAGUCCAGGAUGCAUGACAUCUAGCUAUACCUCAUGUCCCGACAAGAGCGACUUCUGAUCAAAAUGACUUCAUUCAUAUGAGACAUCAUUCAUAUGAGAAAACAUAGAAACCAAGGAAAUUGGGUUCGAUAAUAUGUGAGUACGACGCUUAGCAAAGAGGAAAAAUUGGUCCGUCUUCUGCUGCUGGUUUACACACAGAAUAGAAGGAGUUGAUACCCAUUUGCUUCCAUCUCCUUCCAUAAUGCCAGACUCCUCCACACUUUCAAUUGAUAACUCUGUAGGACCUACAUAGAGGGGUCCCUGCACAGGUUAUCUAUCACCACCCAUUAAAGUGUUCCAGAGACCUCAUAGCAGCUACACGGCCUACCUCUCUGUUACAUUCACCUUUCCAUUAAUGUAGUUAAAUUGUCCUUAUUUGAUUCAUUACUUUUUCUCCGAAUUAUGAGAAUAAGGGUCAUGAAUUUUAUAAAACCCUUGUCCACAUUUAUGUGAAGUGCGGCCUUCUGGAAUCAAGAAGAAUCAUUGUAAAUUGUACCUAGUGUCCUAAGAGAAUUCCUACAUGCACUAUUGCUUUGCUGCUUGGGUGAGAAUCUUGUUGCUUUUAAACUAAACAAUGGCUGUAGUGUAUUAUCUGUUAAUGUAAUGUCAAUGAUUGGUGGGAUACAGAAUUAUGUAUAUUGUUACGGUUAUAGUAUAAUAUUCGCAAUCAGAUUUGUGUUCCAGUCAGGCCAGCAAGAAAUAACAGAGAUGUCACUCGUCAUGUUUCUACACAAGUUUGUUGGCAAAAUAAAUUCAUGUGAGGAAUGAUCCGUUAAACAUUU